Octopus sinensis (East Asian common octopus) is the source of this 37734-nucleotide messenger RNA. Its product is annotated as microtubule-actin cross-linking factor 1. NCBI's taxonomy places the organism in Eukaryota, Metazoa, Mollusca, Cephalopoda, Octopoda, Octopodidae. The record is from RefSeq and is a predicted model, not a curated record. Gene Ontology annotation, biological process: intermediate filament cytoskeleton organization; wound healing. Gene Ontology annotation, cellular component: cytoskeleton; intermediate filament; membrane. Gene Ontology annotation, molecular function: calcium ion binding; structural molecule activity; microtubule binding.
ACUUGGAAUAGCCAAAGGCAGCCAUCUUUCUGUUUUCCGGUAGAGUAAUAACAAUCAUAAAACUAUCUUUAUUUUUCAAGGUUCAUUAAGCUGCUGAGGAUGCUGGAAAGAAAAAUAUUGACACACAGAAGAAUAGAAAAACCAUGGAUGAAUAUUUCGUUAGAAUUAUUGUUUGCUGGCAAAAUUUUUCAUUGAUAAGUCGUAGCCUGGGUGUUAGCCGGCUGGUGCGCUCCUCGACUCCAGUCGCUUGACAGAUGACACAGGCUGGGACAUUCGCUCGGAUUUACUCAUAAAACACCUGUACAGUCUAAACGGAUGCGUGUAUCAUGGAUCUAGGAAUAGACUUUCAGGAUUAUAGGGACCUACAGCUUCCCUUAUGUAUUUUACAACUGGACCCUGCAGACAGAGCAGUUUUGAGAAUUGCAGACGAGAGAGAUGCGGUACAGAAAAAGACUUUCACCAAAUGGGUGAAUAAACAUUUACUUAAGGCUUCUCGUAGGAUUUCUGAGUUGUUUGACGAUCUCAAAGAUGGCCACAAUUUGAUUUCUCUCUUAGAAGUUCUCUCUCAUGAAACGCUGCCGAGAGAAAGAGGACACAUGCGUUUUCACAAAAUGCAAAAUGUUCAGAUAUCACUGGAUUUUUUACGGUACAAAGGGAUCAAACUUGUAAAUAUUCGAGCUGAUGAAAUAGUUGAUGGAAACCCUAAAUUAACUCUAGGACUAAUAUGGACUAUUAUUCUACAUUUCCAAAUAUCUGAUGUCGUUGUGCCUGGCCAGCCCGAAAACCUUACUGCUAAAGAAGCUCUUCUCCUAUGGAGUCGCCGAACAACAGAGGGCUAUCCUGGUAUUAAAGUUACAGACUUCUCUACAAGCUGGCGGGAUGGCAAAGCCUUCCUUUCCAUAAUCCACAGACACAGACCUGACUUAGUCGAUUAUAGGCAGGUGCGAAGAAAUACUCCACGACAGAAUCUAAAUUUGGCUUUUAACAUUGCUGAAUCUGAAUUUGGCGUUACCAAAUUGCUGGAUGCAGAAGAUGUCGAUGUUCAGGAGCCAGAUGAGAAGUCUGUUAUAACAUACGUGUCGUCAUUAUAUGAUGUCUUUCCAGAUGUUCCGAGUGUUGAACAAUCUCUAAGAGAUAAUGAGCGACAAAUAAAAGUUGAGGAAUACCGUGAGCUCACAACCUCUUUACUUGCCUGGACCAAAGAGAAAACUGCAAUGCUGCUGAAUCGGAACUUUCCCAGCACUUUGAUCGAGAUGAGGUCACUUCUGGCAGAUUUUAGUAGAUUCAGAUUGGAAGAAGUUCCUCCUCGAAUUGAACUGAAACAAAAACUCUUUCGAUUAUUUGAUGAAAUUCAAGCUCUUAGCAAUGACACGUUACCCCUUGGAUUAGAAGAUGAAUUGUACCCCAAAAAUGUAGAAAGACUAUUCAGCCGCUUUUUAUUGGCACAACAAGAAAAAGAUAUGGCCAUCCAAUCAGAACUUGUUAGGUUAGAAAGACUACAACGUCUGGCCGAAAAAAUCCACAGAGAAGCCAAAAUAAGUGAAGAUAGUCUAAGUGACAUAGAAUGGCGGAUAUUGGGGGAGGAGAGAAGAAUUGAUAAGCUUCAUCCUGUUGAAGCAAAGCGUUGCUGUGAUAGCUUAGACAGAUCUCUGCAAAACAUUGAAGAAUCCACAAGAAGUUUGUUUCGGGAUAUACAAACAUUAAAAGAUGGAUCUUACCCUCAAACGGAUUCAUUUUACAAACGAGUUUCCACAUUGCAAGCCCGGGUUUCUACAUUAAGGACCAAAUUGUACAAAGAUGUGAUUCAAAAACUGUUGUCUCGAUCUUAUGUUGAGGAAGGCAUUACUGUCACAAAACGCAAGGAAAUUCUCACGGAAGUGCAAUUAGUAGAAACAAAUGAAUCCUUCAAACAUUUACAGAACUGCCUCAAUUGGAUCGAAGCCAAACAGCGAUCCAUUGAAGCUGCCGGUUAUGGAACCGAUGUAACAUCUGUCCAUAAAGCAUUAGAACAACAUCAAUAUGACCAUAAAAAUAUUUUGGAAUUUCGCUCAGAAGUUGAGAAAUGUAAACUAAAUAAAAGAGGACUCUCAUCUGAUGAACAAUUGCUUUAUAACGAAUGGCUGUCCAAGGUGGAGAUUGCCUAUUCAUUACUCACUAAUACUUCAAGUAGACGCAUGAAUUGCUUGGAAACUUUAUAUGAAUUCUUACAAGCGGCUUCUGCUGAAAUGUUCUGGCUCCGUAGCAAGGAAAACGAAACGAUCAGCCGGGACUGGAGUAAACCGGAACACAAUAUUCCAGAUAAAGACGACAUUUUUCAGGAUUUCUGGCCAAAAAGGAAGCAGGGUCUCCUUAGUGAUAUGGGAUCACGAGAAGCCCAAUUCAAUGUUGUACAAGACAAAGGAGAAUCUCUUGUGCGGAAUCGGCACCCAGCUGCAAAAACCAUUGAGUCCUCCAUGACCUCAUUACACACAUACUGGAGUUGGUUGAUCCAACUAACAUCUUGCCAGCAAGCUUUGAUUGACAGCACAGACCAAUAUCAAAAGUUUUAUAAUGAAGCUGAAGAUUGUAGAAACUGGAUAUCUCAGCAGACAUCUUUACUGAACAGUCGUUUUCCUCAAGACAAUCUUGGUGUGGAACCAACAGAACAAUUCCUUAAAGAUCUCCAGGAAAUGCACAAAAUGCUUGACAGCUGUGAACAAAAAGUUGAUUCCCUCCUUGAAGACAGUCAUCAUAUCAUCCCACUCAAAUCUCGAUGCCUAAAAAAUCUGCAUUCCAAAAAAGUGCGAGCACUCUGCAGCAUUCAGCAACCAACGCAUACAACUCAGAAAGGAGAUGUCUGUGUCAUACUUGACAGCAGUGAUGUGACGAGGUGGAAGGUUCAGACAACCAAAGGAGUUGUUACUCUCCUCCCCUCCAUAUGUUUUAUGCUGCCACCACCUGAUGAAGAGGCCAUUCUUUAUGCAAGGAGAUUAAAAGAUGAUCUGCUUAAUCUUCGCCAACUUUGGAAAGCAUCAAACAUCAAAUUCAGGAAAAAUAUGGUACUGGCAACUAUGCAAGCAGUUCAGAAAUGGAACCAGAAAACCUUCUCUGGUCUUGAACCGAGUCAAAGAGAAGCCAUUUGGAAAGCUCUCAAUGAUGACAUGAAUAUCUUAUUGACGGAAUCUUCACCCGGACGCCAAGAUAUUUCUGCACUGCAACAAGAAAUGGCUCGAUGCCAAGAGCAUUACCAAAAAUUGUCCACACAAUCUACCAAAGCAGAAUCAAAAGAAAUGAAAACACCAAAACAAGUUUUAGUUCAACAACUGGAUAACUUCAGUCGAAACCUUGUCAACUGGGAACAGUGUGUGAAGGGUCAGCUUGAUGAAGCCGUUCCUAAAGAUGUGUCCUCACUACAAAUGGUCUUGCAGAAACAUCAGGAACUUGACAGUACUUUCAAGAAAUAUGAAAAAGAAUUGGAAGACAUUAAGAAAUCUGCCAAAUCCCAGCACUGGGCAGCGCCAGUUGGCACAAAACUCAACUUAAUCGUCCAGAAAUGGAAUUCUUUAAUAUCACUUUCACAGAUUUAUAUGGAGAGAAUGAAAACAGUUGAAGUCUUUGUGUCCCGAACUGAUGAAAUAAAAGAGUUCAUCAAAGAAAUUGAAGACCAUUUGGCUUCCUCUGGCAAUAUGUCUUCAGAUCUUGACGCCUUAUAUGCCCUCCGCGAAGAACUUCAGGAAAUCCAAUCAAGAGUUCAACAGAAACAACCUCUAAUUGAUAAUUUAAAGAAAGAUAUCCAGGAUGUGAGAAAAUCUUUAUCUCAGCAGCAUGGUCCAGGCAGUUCACAACAAGCUGACAUUGAAGACCAAGAGAAGGAAAUGAAAGUGCUGCAGACGCAGUGGGAUGCAAUGUGCAUACAAAUUAUUGAAAGACUUCGCAGCGUUGACUCGGCACUGCAACUGUUGUCUUUGUACCACAAUGGUGUGAAAGCGGAAAAACAAUGGGUACAACAAAUGGUUGCCAAAACUAAUGCCCAACCACCACUAACAUCUAAUAUUGAAGAAGUGAAGAAUUUGCUGGAUCCAACAAUGGCAAUCUACAAUGCUCUGGGAGAGCGGCGCCAUCAGAUAGAAGCAAUGAAUCGUUACGGUGGACAAUAUAUCCGAGAAGCUAAGAUUUAUGACAAGAAAAUGAAGCAAUACGCAGACAGCCUGCUUUCCUCACAGACCAAUGUCCAACAAAGCACUGACCAGCCAAACGGGGCUGAAACCAUCCGAGAAGAACUGGACUUACUGAAUACUACCUACAUGAGUAUGGUUCAAUGGACUAAUAACAGGCUGAAGGACAUCACUUCGAUCUUGUCCGAAGCUAAUGUUGACAUGAAAUUUCAAAUGGUGAUUGAUGAGAAUAUACCACUGCUUCGAACAUUCCGUGCUGAACUAGCUAAACGUUCUUCGAUGCUUGUUGAUGAAGACAUGCAAGGAUUCUUUCAGCAACUUGAUAAAUUCGAUAGUCUUGGCAGUAUUCCUGCUAGCUACAUGAGCUCUUCCUCCUCCUCUUCAACUGCCAUAGCAGCCAAUCAUCCCUCAGCAACAUACACAAGUAGCACGUUUGUCUCGACAACUAAAACCUCCAUAAAACAAAUGCACAGACCCAGUCGAGACGCUAAAGAUACUCAUUUAUCAAAUAUUUCUGAAAUGCCAGAAACUUCACCAUUGAAUGGUGAUGUACAUGUUGAAGAUGAUGCAAUGCAAAUUUCUCAGAUUCCUGUGAAAAAUGUCCAAAAUGUUAUAAGCGUUGCCAAAACAAAACUUGAGACAACACACGGUAGUAUUUUGGAGAGUUUAGUUGUAAACCCACAGAGCCAGAUGAAAGUCAGUUUAUAUGAAGCAUUCCAACAAGGUAUAAUUGACACGAGGUCUGCUACGUAUGUGGAUCCUCUUACAAAAGCCAAAAUAAGUUUGUCAGAAGCAGUCUAUAAAGGUUACUUAGAUUCAACUUUAUUCCAGCAACUGCACCAACCCUGUGGCCUUGUUGACCCUAAUUCAAACCAAGAGUAUACACUAAUAGAUGCUGUCCAGUAGCUUUUGGAUCCACUAAAGGGCCAAGUGUCAAACCCUUUGACUGGAGAAAUGAUUCCUGUAAAAGAUGCAUAUGGACAAGGUUUAAUUUCUCAAAAGCUACCAAGUUUGCUUGGUAUUAGCCCCGACAUCACUGUCAGUGAAAUUACUCAAUCACAAGCUCAUUUUGGUCUGCAAAAUUUCCCAGGAGCAGACAAAGCUCUCGGUUUGGCAGAAAUUCUUCAGAAGGGUAUGUUUGAUGAACUGAAGAGCAAAGUUUGUGAUCCAAUUUCUGGUCAAGAAAUGACAAUACUUGAGGCAGUUGAGAAAGGUUAUAUAAAUCCUUCACUGAAGGAAAUCCGUGCAACCAGGGCAACUCCUCUGAUUUCUUUGACUGAAGCUGUGUCAAAGGGAAUCAUUCACCCACAAUCCGGACAGUUCCUGGAAACCAGCUCUGGGAAAUGGAUGAGCUUAUCUGAAGCACAACGUAAACAAUUACUUGUUCAACCUAUGUCUUUAUCAGAUGUCGUUCAAAAAGGAAACCUCAAUGAAGAUGGUUUGAUCUUCGAGGCUGUAAGUAACCAAGCUAUUUCCUUUGCUAAUGCUGUCAACCAGGGAAUUAUCAAUACUGAUUCUAAAAGUUUGAUAAUUACAAAGACUAAUGACAUAUUUUCCCUCAAAGAUGCUCUUCAGAAAGGAAUCUUAAAUGACAAAGGGCAAGUUUUAAUACCAGAUGCUGAACACCCUCUUUCAAUACAAGAUGCUUUAAAGGAAGGUCAUAUUAAAAUUGCCAAUGAGUGUGUGUCAUUCCCACCUAAAACUAUUCUGGACAGUAACACUGGAUCUUUGCUGUCUGUUUAUGAAGCUCUGAUGAACGGAGUUUUGACAACACAAGGUGAGUUUGUUGACUCACAAACUGGAAGAAAGCUUUCAAUAAUGAAUGCUGCCAAACAUGGUUUCCUUGAUGAAGAAAUAGCCUCAAAUUUGACCAAGAAAUUACUUGAAGAUCCAUCUGGCAGAAAACUAUCAGUGAUUGAAGCCAUUAACAUUGGUAUGAUUGAUAUUCAGUCUGGAAAUAUUCAAGACAAAUCUGGUAAUAUGGUUCCCUUACAGAAUGCAGUUUCUGAAAAUAUUCUCUCACCAGAAAAGGCUCAGAUGAUUUUAGAAUUGAUAAGUCCGUUAAUUAUUUCUACAACUGUUACAACUUGUGUGUCAUCUGAUCAAGUAAAACCACCUGUCACUGCUAUCACAAUCUCUGAAGCAAUUUCCAGAGGUCUUCUUGCAGAGCAAGCUGGCACAUUUAAAGACCCUAAUACAGGUGAAAUUAUGACUAUUGAGGAUGCCAUCUACCGAAAAUUACUUCGUUUGUCAUCAGAGUGGCCUUCCAGUAAUGUCCCCGGACAGUUUAUCAAAAACAGCUUUGAUGAAUUGGAUGAAACAGCGGAGAGAACACCUAAGAAACAGAAAACUGUGAUUUCUAGUGCAGCAGAAAGUACGAUACAAACCCCACAAGAAUCUCUGAAAUCUAAUGAUUCUAUUGUGGAAUCUGCUUUUAUUAGUAAAUCAGCCCAGAACUAUACCUUCACUCAAAUAGCUUUGACUAAACCUGUCAAAGCUGUCAUCUCUGAAGUUCGUAACAUGUCAAUCAAAUCUGUUGUGGACCCUAAAUCUAAAAAAGUUAUUGACGUAGAUGAAGCCAUCGAUAAAGGUCUCAUUGAUUUAGGUUCUGGUUUAUUUUCUGAUCCCACAACAGGUGAUAACAUUCCUAUAAAUGAAGCAAUCAAAAAAGGUUAUAUAGUUGCAGAAUAUACAGUGGAGCCACCUACAGUGGCUGAAGAACCCAUUAAAGAAACUGUCGCUUUUUCAAUAACUGGUGUCCUGCACCCUGUCACCAAAGGGAAAUUAUCUGUUAGCCAAGCAAUACAAUUAGGAAUCCUUGAUCAAGACAGAGGACAAUAUGUAGGAAUUAAAGAUAAUAAAGAAUGUCGAAUCCCCAUUAGUCAAGCAAUUGAAGCAGGUCUUGUUAUUGCUGAAGACUUAAGUACUGUGCCAAAGUCCAUUAAACCGGAUUGGAUCCGAGAAACAAAGACAUUCAACUUGAAGAGUGUGGUCCACCCAGUGACGAAUGAAAUUAUGACUGUAGCAGAAGCAAUUCAUGAAGGAAUCAUUGAUGAAUCCCGGGGUCUUUAUGUCAAUCCGCUGACCUUGGAAAAAAUCAUGAUAACUGAGGCAAUUGAAAAGAAACUCAUUGAUGCUGAGUUGUCAUUUGUUACACCAAAUGUUGAACGAGAAGGAAAUCGGAUCAUAACAACAAAACAAACCACCAUGACUGUCUCCGCUGUAGUGGACCCUAGAACGGGUAAGAAAAUAUCAGUAAAUGAAGCUAUCAAAGAUGGUAUAUUAAACUAUUCUAAAGGACUGUACAUAAACCCAUUAACAAAAGAAGAGAUGUCCCUUGAAGAUGCUAUUCUAAAAGGAUUAAUAUUUACUGAAGAAACCAGAGCUGCUCCUGUUAACAAUAGAUCUGAAAUAAGUAGCAUCCAUAUAACGGAAGAUGAAGAAACCUUUGAAAGUACAAUGGUUGAAGAUGUGUCUUUACAAACUGUCACAUUAAGUAUCACGAGUGUUGUUGAUCCACUCACCAUGGAUCUUGUCUCGUACGACAAAGCUGUUGAAAGGGGGGUGCUGAAUCUACACGAAGGCCUCUAUACAAAUCCGACAACUGGAGAGAACAUGUCCAUCACAACAGCCCUAGAAAAGGGUCUUAUUCAUGGAGAAGUCACUUCACAGCAAAGGGAAGAGGAUAUACUGAAAAGUUCCAUCAUGGCUGAGUCACCUGAAUUUCCGUUCAAUAAAGUAACAUCAGUUAUUGAUCCUAGAACUGGAGCAGAGGUGUCUUUAUCGAAAGCUAUAAAAGAAAACAUAAUUGAUGUUGACAAUGGAGUAUUCUUUGAUUCCCGAUCCCAUGAACGGUUGAGUCUUAAUGAUGCACUGAAUCAAGGUUUUAUAAAAUUAUCCAAAACAACUGACAUCUCACAACUAAACGUCAUUGAAGAUGAGAACAAGGUUGAAGAAGAUUUUGGGGAAUCGAACACUGAAAUCCUUUCUCCAAGGUCUCCAACAAAAGUGGAUAUGAAGUUAGAGAAAUCAGAACUAACUACGUCUAGUCCCUUUGAGAAUGAGUCAAUUGCUACAGAAGCUAUUAACAUUGAAGUCGAUAUAACAAAGAAGAGAGAUGACAAAUUUUCAACUCCAUUUUCAGCAGAGAGACAACCUGAAGAACCUACAUCUGGGUUCUCGUAUGCUGAAGGCAUCAAAUUAGGGUUUAUUGAUCCACAAACUGGUUUAGUAAAUCUCCCUUCAUUGGAAAAACCACUCACUCUUUUGGAAGCUAUUGAUCAGAAUGUGAUAGAUCCCAACAAAGUUGCUAUCCUUGAUGUUCAAGGAAAACAGACCCUUACACUGGAAGACUGCUUUAAAAUGAAUAAACUCGAUCCUCAAACAGGUAAAGUAAAUGAUAUUGAAACUCUUGAGUAUUUACAAGGUCUUAGCAGUGCUCAAGAUUUGAAACCAGUGAAUAUAAUUGAUGCUGUUUCUCUUGGAAUGUUUAAUCCUGAGACUAAACUAUUUUCUGAUAAACUAGGUCAUACUUUCACCCUUGAAGAAGCCAUCAGGGAUAAUAUUAUAUCCACUGACUUUACAACAGUAAAAAAUCUUUCAACUUCUGAGAGACUCCCUUUUGACUCAGCCUUAAAACGAGGAUUAGUAGAUAAGCGGACGGCAGAAGUAACAGACACUAAACAUUUAUGUAAACUUCCUCUGACAAAGGCUGUUGAAAAUAAGAUUGUUGAAAGCAUGUAUGAUCCAGAAACUGGGGGAUUCUAUGAUCCCAAAACAAAACAAACCGUUCCAGUUAAAUCAGUGAUCACAGAAGAUCUUGCAAGUGGGUCAAAGUUUGAAGUUUAUGACAGUGAAAGAGGGGAAACUGUGCCCCUAUCUGUUGCGAUUCAAAGAAAUCUUGUCAACAAACAGACAGGGGAGGUGAUUGAUUCAUCAAGCAAUAAAACUCUAAGUGCCAAAGAAGCUGUGAAACUUGGUCUGCUAGCAACUGUUGGUGCACCAAUUAUAGGUACUGCUCUUGCUGGUAAAACUAUUUACAAUGCUGUUAAGAAUAAACUUAAUGAAAAGGCUGCCAAAGAUGCUCAAGACAAGACAUCUACCAGAUUGCAAUCUAAAGGUCAAUUACCAUCAUCAGGUCCUGAUCAACAACCUGACAGAUCAAAGAGAGAGCAGAUACCUUCAUCAACAUCUGAGAUGCAACAGCGAGAUCAGCCAACAACUGAUGUGCCACAGAGAGGCCAGCCACCAUCGACAGGUGAUGUGCCACAGAGAGGCCAGCCACCAUCGACAGGUGAUGUGCCACAGAGAGGCCAGCCACCAUCGACAGGUGAUGUGCCACAGAGAGGCCAGCCACCAUCGACAGGUGAUGUGCCACAGAGAGGCCAGCCACCAUCGACAGGUGAUGUGCCACAGAGAGGCCAGCCACCAUCGACAGGUGAUGUGCCACAGAGAGGCCAGCCACCAUCGACAGGUGAUGUGCCACAGAGAGAUCAAACACUGUCAACAGGUGACGUUCCACAGAAAGGCCACCAACUACCAUCAACCGAUGCGCCUCAGAGAGGUCAGCCACCAUCGACAACUGAUGCAUUACAUAGGGGUCAAGCCCCACCAACAGCUGAUGUCCCACAAAGAGGUCAAAUACCAUCAGCAGCUGAUGUCCCACAGAGAGGUCAGCCACCAUCGACAACUGAUGCACUACAUAGGGGUCAAGCCCCACCAACAGCUGAUGUCCCACAAAGAGGUCAAAUACCAUCAGCAGCUGAUGUCCCACAGAGAGGUCAGCCACCAUCGACAACUGAUGCACUACAUAGGGGUCAAGCACCACCAACAGCUGAUGUCCCACAAAGAGGUCAAAUACCAUCAGCAGCUGAUGUCCCACAGAGAGGUCAGCCACCAUCGACAACUGAUGCACUACAUAGGGGUCAAGCACCACCAACAACUGAUGUCUCACAAAGAGGUGAAAUACCAUCAGCAGCUGAUGUCCCACAGAGAGGUCAGCCACCAUCGACAACUGAUGCACUACAUAGGGGUCAAGCACCACCAACAGCUGAUGUCCCACAAAGAGGUCAAAUACCAUCAGCAGCUGAUGUCCCACAGAGAGGUCAGCCACCAUCGACAACUGAUGCACUACAUAGGGGUCAAGCACCACCAACAGCUGAUGUCCCACAAAGAGGUCAAAUACCAUCAGCAGCUGAUGUCCCACAGAGAGGUCAGCCACCAUCGACAACUGAUGCACUACAUAGGGGUCAAGCACCACCAACAGCUGAUGUCCCACAAAGAGGUCAAAUACCAUCAGCAGCUGAUGUCCCACAGAGAGGUCAGCCACCAUCGACAACUGAUGCAUUACAUAGGGGUCAAGCACCACCAACAGCUGAUGUCCCACAAAGAGGUCAAAUACCAUCAGCAGCUGAUGUCCCACAGAGAGAUCAACCACCAUCAACAGCGGAUGCACUACAUAGGGGUCAAGCCUCACCAACAGCUGAUGUCCCACAAAGAGGUCAAAUUCCGUCAGCAGCUGAUGUCCCACAGAGAGGUCAGCCACCAUCGACAACUGAUUCAUUACAGAGAGGUCAUGCCCCACCAACAGCUGAUGUCUUACAAAGGGAUCAAACACCAUCAGCGGCUGAUGUCUCACAGAGAGGUCAGCCACCAUUGACAACUGAUGCACUACAGAGUGGUCAAGCCCUACCAACAGUUGACAGCCCACAAAGAGGUCAACCACCAUCAACUGAUAUGCCACAGAGAGGACACCCGCUGUCAACAACUGAUGUACUACAGAGAGGUGUUCUACCAGAGAGUGGUCAGUUACCUUCUACACCUGACGUACCUGACAGAGGUCAGACACCUGUUUCUGCAACUGACAUAUUACAGAAAAGUCAACAACCAUCUUCACCAAAAGUACCACAAAGUUUCCAGCCACCCUCCACUACAAAUGAUAAAUACCCUGAUUAUUCUAAAGAAAUAAUAGGAACAGAUAAACCAACUUCUGAAGGGGAUUCUUCUGAUAAACCAACUACAACAAUAAUAUAUGCUAAACCUGAUGACCAGAUAAGACCCACCCACCCUGCCGGACAUGGAGUGAGUGUAAGUCAAUCGGUCUUUACGAGUAGCACAUCAACUGUUAGUAGUGAAACUAUGAGCAUAUCAUCUCCUCUCCCAGCUUCAAGUCAUCAAAUCCAACCUGUUGACAGAGAUUCAUCCCAAGUAAUUUCUUAUCCAAAUGUGGUUCUCAAAGAUGGUUCAAAUGUUAGCAUUGAUUGGGAAAAUGGUUUGGUAUUUGAUUCUUCAAGUGGGAAGCAGAUGACUGUUGCUGAAGCUGUGCAGAAAGGGCUGCUCAAUAGUGAUUUGAUAGAAAAUCUGGCUGAGCAGCGUACUCCCCAGCAAAUUCCAUUUUCCAAGAACAUCAACAUUAAUUGGCAGUCUGGCAGAAUAACCGAUAUCAAAACUAAUCAACCACUAACAAUAACUGAAGCUUUACAUAAAGGACUCCUUGAUAUAGCAACUGCACAGAAAUUAGCUGCAAUUUCUGGGGAGAAAUUGCCCUCUGACAUCAUCGCUAGUGCCUUACAAUCGAAAAAGACCAAACCAUCUGAGCCAGAACUUCAGACAACUAGUUCUAGGGAAUUCCACCAGACAGUUACUGUGAGAGAAAGUUGUACCAUAUCCCAGCCUGGAACAGAUGUGAAGCAAUCGGCUUCCUUCACAACCAUGUUACCAAUGACCUUAAAUGAUGCUGUGCAUGGUGGCCAUUUCAUAAAUGAACUGGGUAAAAUUAUCAACCCAAUGAAUGGUCAACCAAUGUCCAUUCGGGAGGCUGUUGACCAUGGAGUGAUCGACUGUGAUAGAUCUGUUAUAAUUGAUCCCAAAAGUGGUACUGUUUUAUCUGUGAGGUUGGCAAUGCAUGGAAACGUUCUUAAUCCUGACACAGGUGAACUUAUCCAUACUGUGACUGGUGAGCGGAUACCUUUGCAUGAAGCUCUUCUGGAAGGUUUAAUUCCUGAUGAGAUAUUAUCUACAGGAAUGGACAUAAAAGAUUCUGCAGAAUCAAGCAAAGAACUCUCUGAAAAUCUAUUUAAUGAGCGAAAAUAUACUUUAGAUGAGGCCAUAAAUCUUGGUUUGGUUAACGAACAGGAUGGGACUUUUACUCACCCAACAACCAAAGAUACAAUGACACUUUCUACUGCUGUUCAGUAUGGAUUUAUUGGUUCUGAUAAGGACAGUGUGGUGGAACCAAAAGAGCUUCAUAAAUAUGAAAAGGUAACGAAAGACAGUGUUUCUAAUGUCUCAAUGAAAACUUAUCCGAUGACUACUCCAGAAGCAACACUUGUCCAUCAGCCAUUGGCAUUGUCACCUGGGGAACAGAUCAAAGAGCAAGGCCCAGCUGACACCACCCCUGAAUCUGUUGUUGUAAAAAGGCAGAAGGGCACUAGAAACACUGAUGAGUUGGCCAAGAGACUUUCUUUUGCAGAAGCUCUUAACCAAGGUUUUAUUGAUUUAGCUGAAAAUAAAUACACAGAUCCCAAAACCGGAUCUCGGAUGGCAAUUUUAGAUGCUAUCAGAGAACAACUUAUUGACCCAAGCGCUGAUGUUGAAACCUCACCAGAACCUUCCUCCAAAAUGAGCCUAAUUACAGCCAUUGAUGCCGGUCUGUUUGAUCCUAACACUGGGAAGUUCACAGACUCCAUGUCAGGACAGACCCUGACUCUGCCAGAAGCAGUUGAUCGAGGUUUCAUCAACGACCAGACUGCGAUCUACGACUUGAAGGGGGAGAAGAUGUUGACCCUCCAGGAUGGCUGGAAAGAAGGCAAGAUCGAUAAAACGAGUGGGAAAUUCAUUGAUGGAAACAAAGCAUUCGACUUGAAGGAUGCUGCCAAAGUUGGACUCAUUGCUGUGGCUGGUAUUGCUGGAGCUCCAGUUAUUGCUGGGAAAAUGCUUUUUGAUAAAGGAAAGCAAUUAAUAGGAAAAUCUACCAGCAAAACAAGUUCUCCUGCCAUUCCGGUUACAGUGGAAGCAACAAAGGGCAGUAUUGUUGAACCUAAUGUGGUUGAAGUUGUCAAAAUUAAACAAGUGUCACCUGUCUCUGAAGAUGCAAUGACAUUGAUGGAGGCAAUAUCAAGUGGGUUCUUGAAUUCUAACACAGGAAUGUACAAAAUACCUUUCUCAGGAAAUUCCAUCACACUUAAAGAAGCUAUUGACUCUGGUUAUAUUUUCCCGACAUCAGGGUCUAUAAAUAUUGCCGGUCGUACCUACACAUUACAAGAAGCAUUUGACCAAAAUUUAAUCAAUGCUACUGGACAUUUUCUUGAUCCCAGUAACAAAACCAAAAAGACAUUGCAUGAUUUAAUUAAUAGCGGUGAUUUGCAAGAGACACCGGUAGAUAAUCGUGCAUCAAGUAAAAUAACAAUCAAGAUGAUUGAUAAAUUGUCUAUUGAUGAAGUACUUGAUCCUUCAACUGGUGAUUAUAUUGAUCUGAAGACAGCGAUUGACAAGGAUAUUGUUAAUGUUGAAAAUGGAAGUUACCACAAUCCGGUCACUGGACAAACUUUCUCCUUGGUCAAUGCUCUGAGUUCUGGCUUUGUCCAUGGCAACACACUUGACAAUCUUGUAUCAAGAGAGGAGAAAUCCAAAGAGGGCUACACUGCUGCAGUUUCAUUCUCUGAGCAGAAAGAUGUCCAUGUUUCUUCUGUGUUGGACCCAAAUACAGGAGAAAAGAUGCCACUUACUGAAGCAGUGGAAAAGAACAUCUUAAACAUACAAAAAGAAACCUUCACAAACCAGAAGACGGGUGAGCGCAUGAGCAUAAAUGAGGCUCUCAGCAAAGGCUACAUCUCUACAGAAGAAACAGAUGAUCAGCCUCCUAGCUCUCAACCAAGGGACGCUAAGAAAGACGUGACCGUCACAAAAAGACAAUCAAUUACAAUAAGUCAUGUGACUGACCCUGUCACACAAACAGUUCUUCCAAUCAGUGAUGCUGUAGAGAAAGGUUUGGUUGAUGUUUCCGAUGGCGUUCUUUUAAACAAAUCCACUGGCGAACAUAUUGCAUUGGCUGAAGCAUACAAAAAGGGUUUGGUGAAAGGCUCAGCAGAGGGUUCCCCUGCUGAUUUGACAUACCCUGGCUCUGAAAAAACAUUGAAAAUUCAAUCUGUUUAUGACCCUAAACUGAAAGACUUUUUGUCCAUUGAAGAUGCCAGUAAAAAGGACCUUAUAUGUUUGGAAAGUGGUACUUACACUGAUGAAAAUGGAGCGAAGAUUUCUCUGUCUGAAGCAGUAAAGAAGGGCUAUUGUAAAAGUGAACAAGAUACCACUGAUGUUUUGCCUCCUAUUAAAUUUAUUGUUGAUCCUCAAACUGGACGUCAACUAACUGUAACAGAAGCAAUAGGACAAAACAUUGUUGAUAAAAACUUGAGCACUUACAGAGACAAAACCACUGGUGAUAUAUAUCCAGUGUCAGAAGCUAUUAAGAAAGAUUUAGUAAUGACUGUCGAACCAGCAGGAAAUUUUGUGGUUAGACCUGAGAAACAAGAAUCCAUCCAAAUCACAGAUGUUGUGGAUACUCGUUCUGGUAAAACUUUGCCCCUCGAUAAAGCUGUGAAAGCUGGACUGUUUGACCCUCAGAGGGGAGAAAUGAUUGAUCAAAUUACUGGAGAACGUCUGCCAAUCGAGCAGGCUGUAACAAAAGGCUUAGUGAAAGUUACUCCAGUCUCACCGGAUGUUCCAACUGCAAAAUCUUUGAGUUCUUCCACCAUUGUAAAAGACAUUAAAACUGGCAAAAACUUAACUUCAGAAGAAGCCAUAAAUGCUGGUAUUUUAGAUCCAAAGAAUAAUCUGUUCAAGAAUACAGCUACAGGAGAAACCAUGCACUUAUCCGAAGCUAUUGAGAAAAACUUAGUUGCAGAUAUGAAGAAACCUAAGAAAUGCGACAUUCAAAAAGGCACAGCUCGCCAUGUAAAUGUGACGGCUGUUCUCAACACUACUACAGGAGAAGAACUGACACUAGAAGAAGCCAUUUCACAGAAAAUUAUUGACAGAGACGGGAAAACCUAUUUGGACUCAAAUUCUGGAGCUGUUCUCAGUAUUGAGGACGCUAUGAAAGAAGGUUUCGUUUCUGGCUCUGUUCAGUCUGUGGUUACCACGAAGACCACAGUAUCAUCUCAGAAACCUGGAGUAACAUAUAACGUUAUUGGAGCUGUUGAUCCUGACAAGCAAGAAAUGAUAAGUACAGCUGAUGCGUUUGAAAAGGGAAUCUUAGACCCAGCUGGAAAUUAUGUUGACAUUAAAACUAACAACACCUUAUCAAUUACAGAAGCAAUUCAAAAGGGAUUUGUGAAAGCUGAAAUUACUGAAGGUUCUAUUAAAAGAACAAAACCUGGAUUAAAAUUGAAAGAUGCUUUGGUUAAAGGUCUCGUGGAUCGAAAAACUGGUAAAUUCAUUGAUCCAGGUUCCAACAGUUACUAUUCUGUUGAUGAAGCUGUUUUAUUAGGAAUCUUAUUGAAUGACCAAGAUGAACCUUUCCAUUUCCCUGAUAAUUCCCGGUCACCAAAAGCAUGUUCUUUCCAAGAGGCUAUAAAAAUAGGCCAAAUAAACGUAAAAACUGGCUUAUUCACACGACCUGAGAGCAAAACUGAAUGCGAUCUUCAGACUGCUGUUGAUGAAGGCUAUCUCUCUCCGAAACUACCGAGAGCCAAGAAGUCCCCAGUCGAAUCAGUUGUGCUGCUGAAAAGCUCUGAACUUCCAGCCGAUACAAAAACUGGCUCAAGCAUAACUUUUAAACAAGCCCUCAAUGAUGGCCUCUUAGAUGUGAACUGCCAACGAUACCGGGAUUCUGAUAAAGGUUUAGAUAUGACCAUAGAGGAUGCUGUGAAAAGGGGUAUUUUAAGUGAUAUGACUACUGGAGACCCCAUUACUUUUAAUGAUGCCUUUAAAUCUGGACUGAUUGAUUCCUCAUCUGGAACUUUCCGAAACCCUGUCACCAAUGUCACUUUGUCAUUGGACGAAGCUUUCCAAUGUGGAUUUUUGGUACCUACUAGUUCUUCUCCAUCUGCUAGCAAUGGAAAUAUUCCUCCCAAUGAUGAUAAACCUAUUUCUUUGAGCAAAGCUUUGCAAGACGGUUAUUUAGAUGAGACAACAGGAAAUUACACGGAUCCUACAAGCCAUGUAACUCUCUCUCUAGACAAAGCCCUUCAGCUAGGUUAUAUUGCCGCUAAAACAGACAUUCCUCAUGAUGCAAAGCAAAAGGAACCAUUCCGAAAAGGUCAAUACAUGACUGUCACAGAAGGUUCGCCUUUUAGUCCUGAUCAAAGUGCCUAUUAUUCAAAUGGAGAAUUAAUUUCAAAAAGUGCUACCGAAAUCCAAACGGUAGCCACCAGUUCCACCUAUAUGGCAGUUCCUGGUUUCUACAUUGAUUCCAGCGGCAAUGUUGUGAACAGUACCACAGGAGAUUCGAUUCCCCUCAAGGAAGCCGUAGCUGCUGGGCUCGUAACAUCAGAAGCUGUUGAAGGAAGUAGUUUUCUUCAGGUAAUUGGAGGGAAACCACUGCCAACUUUAGAAAUUGAAUCUCCGGAAACGGGUAAGAAUAUGCCUCCCAAUCCAAAAGGUCAAGGUCUUUGUGAGAAAUCUUCAACAGUUGUGACAAAAGAACAAAAUCUGACAGGUUUUCACCAUUCCAUUCCAAAUGGCUUUCAUAGUUCCAAUUCCUCCACCACAGACAGCAGUGAGGAUAUUGAUGAGCAUCCUUACAGCUUUUCCCAAUCAAAUCUGAACGAUCAAUAUAUUACAUCCCGUCCCGUUGUAUCUGGUGAUUGUCCCUAUGUGUCCAAUCUCGACUGCUAUUGCAAGAACUUUAUUAAAGGAUUUUGGGAUCCUCUUAGUUGUAAAUUUGCUCACCCAUCUCAUAUGGAAUUACUCAACCUUCACCAAAGUUUAGAAUCUGGUUUACUCUAUGGACCUAGCGUGACUCUUCGUUUGGACCCCUCAUCUUCGAUUAGUUUAGAGCAAGCUAUUCUAUCAGGACAGGUUCACAUCGAUAAUGGAAACUUAAUCGUUAGUAACAGUAAUUUGCAAUAUUCUCUGGCAUCGGCUUUCAAAGAAAGAAUUAUUUGUUUGGAACACCCUGAAAUAAAGGAAUCAGAGUUUUUCCAAUUUCGUAAUAAAAUUGGUCCUGGUUUAUUUGACCUUAUCAAGACAGGGUCUGCUACAGCAGCAACCAGAAUAUUAGAUGUGAAAAACCAAGAAUUUAUUAAUCUCGCCACUGCUAACGACAGACAUCUGUUUGAUAUUCAGACUGGGCAGAUUCAGAAUUCUUCAUUGAAGAAAUGGCUGGACUGGAAUGAAGCCCUGCAAAAAGGUUUUAUAGUUGACAAGAUUGAAACCUCCAUUGCUGAUCUGGUACACGAAGGGAAUUUUGAUAGUUCCAAUUAUUUGUUUAAGGAAAGCACCACAGGAAAAUGGUAUACUCUGGAUGAGAUGAUAAGUUUUCAAUAUUUGAGCCUAUAUUCUGAAGAAGUUGUAAAUACAAAAUCCAAUCAAAUCGUUUCAAUAAGGGAAGCUUUCUGUGAAAAUAUUCUCCAUUCAAAUACUGUUGGCUGUUUUUAUCUUGAUCUGAAUAAGAACAGGCAACUAACUAUCACUGAAGCUGUAAACAAAGAAUUCUUAAUCUCCCGUAAGCUUAAAAUGUUGCUUCAUGAACAACCCCAACAUCAUGAACAACUCCAACACAAUCCGUCUGAUGUAAUUUUGAAUUCAAAUUUUACAACUGAUAAUAUUCAGCUUAACUCUGAUAAAAUUACUACAUCGCCAUCUCUCCGAAGACGCUCUUCAAUGCCGACUCUUUCUUCCAAAAGAAGAACAUCAGUCUCCACUCUGAGAAGAGAAAGUCUGUCUUUAUGUACCCCUCUCUUGGCAGAAAAUGCUGACAAUUCAGUGACUUUAGAUGAGGCUAUCCUUACUGGCCUCUACAACCCAAUAAAAAAUACUGUGACUUACCCAUCAAAUGAAUCCGUUCCUUUAUCAACUGCUAUAGAUGAUGGAUUUAUAAGAAUGGAAUCUCUCGUUAGAGACCCUGUAAGUUGGGAUGUGAUGAUUCUUAAUGAAGCCAUAUCCAAACGGCUUAUUGAUGUGGAUUCUGGUAAAAUGAUGGAUGCUCAAAGUCAAGCUAUUGCUUUGAACUUUGCCCUUGAGAAAGGGUUGAUUGUGAGAUGCCGUUCACCAUUAAAAUUAUCUCUCACCGAAAUGUUUGAUGAACUUUUCAAUGAAGAUACUAAUCUGUUUCUAAAUCCAAACACUAAUGAAGAAAUUUCAUUUUCUGAUGCAAUCAAUAUUGGAUUGAUUGAUAUUGAUCUGGUACGAGUGCGGAAUGAUGAUGGUGAAGCUUGUAGCUUCAGUUCUGCUCUCGAAAAUAACUUGUUCAAUGCUGAAAGGUCAGAGUUAUCCUAUCGAGGGACUGAAUACUCUUUGAUUGAGGCCAUAGAUAAAGGAUUGAUUCUUGAUAUUUCCUCACAGCCGGGCCUUACACUUCAGGAAGCUUUUGAAGAAGGAAUUUAUGAUCCUCGUAAAAAGAGAUUUGCUGAUCCCUCUUCCUCACUCCCAAGUUCGUUUAUGAAUGCUUUAGAAUUUGGACUUCUAGACAAAAAUUCUAUCACUGUUCGAGAUGUAAAUUCUCAAACUCUUUUAACUGUGAGUGGUGGAAUUCUACAGGGGAUUAUAAGUGCUUCUGAUGGUUCCUACAUUACACCUUCAAAAUGUUACCCUCUAGAAGAAGCAAUACGCAAAGGUUUAAUUCUUCAAGAUAAAGGUACGCCAGAAAUUACUCUUAUAGAAGCUGUUAAACUCGGUAUCUAUAAUCCAGAAUCCUGUAAAUUUAUGAAUCCAAAAUCAGGAAAGAUUGAAAAUUUGCAGGAAGCUGUGAGCAGUGGUUUACUAAUGAUUGAUCAAAUUACAAUUAAACAUGAAGAUCAUUUUCUGACCAUUGAUGAAGCGGUUCAAAAGGGAAUUUUGAAUGUUGAAGAUGUUAAGAUUAAGUCUAAUGGUAAAGAUCUUGACUUGAAAGAAGCUGUUGAUGCUGGCAUCAUCAGACUUGCCACGGACCAAUCUGCAGUUGGUCUUGUCACUGCUAUUCAAUCUGGCUUUUUUGAUCAGGAUUUAAAGAAUGUUAUUGAUCCAAUAUCAGGAAAACAAAUUGAUAUUCAAGAUGCUAUAGAUAUUGGGUUGAUAAAUUCAAAGCUAACAUUAGUGAAAAAAUCCAGCAACGAAUCUUUUUCACCAUUAAAUCAAGCCAUUGAUCAAGGCUGGUUUGACAGUGUAAAAGGAACUCUUUGUAAUUCUGAGGGGUCUUGUGUUGAUCUUUCUACAGCCCUUAGUAAUAAUCUUAUAUCAGAUAUCUCAAAUAACAUUAGUCUGAAUGAGGCUAUUGAGCUGGGAUUUUUCCAGGAGGACACUAAUUCAGUUUACAACAUCCAUACACAAGCUUUCAUUCCAUUGAAGGAAGCAGUGGAGUCUCAUGUCUUAUCUGAUAAGGAUCGUUUUAUGUUCCCUGAUCACCCCAGCCCACUAUCCAUUCUGCAAGCCAUAGAGGCAAAUGUUUUAGACUCUUCUGGUACAUUUAUUUCUCAAAAUAGAAGCUAUACACUAGCUGAAGGGCUAAAAACUCAGAAAGUCUUACCUUGCAAUAAUUUGAAUGGUAAACAAAUGAUAGAUUCACCCCAACUUCAUCAAAAUAGUGAAAUGGGAUUUUUGAAAGAUCCAUUGGUAUGGGAUGUUCAUUUAAAAUGCUACAUUCCUUUUAAAACUGCUGUUAAAAAAAGAAUUUUAAAUCCUGAAAAUUUUACUUUAUCCAUUCCUGGAAACCAGCAUCUUUCUUAUAAAGAAGCUUUAGAAGUUUGUUAUAUCAUUGAUGCUGAGAAACCAAAACUCAGUUUAAAAGCAGCCUAUGAAUAUGGAGUAUUUGAUCCUCAGAGACAGAUGUUUUGGGAUCCUAGAAUAGAUGACCACAAGAAUUUAACUGAUUCUUUAUCAAGUAAUCUAAUUGAUGGACAGACAUCUUUGAUUAAACAUCCUGAAACUGGGUCUGUAUUCACACUGUAUGAAGCUUUAGAAAAGGGGGUGAUUAGCAGUAAGACAAUGUCACUGCUAAAUAAAUCUAAAAAGACAAGAAUUUCUUUGGAAAAAGCUGUUAAAUCCGGGUCUAUAUUUACCAUUCCUGACCAACAAAUUGACUUGGGAAGAGCAGUAAACAUGAAACUUUUUGAUUCCAAUUCUAGUUGCAUGUUGAACACUUCAACAGGAAAAAGGCAGACAUUGAAGGAAGCCAUUGCUUCAGGUUUUAUAAAUAUCAACCAUACAUUCGUUUCAGCUGACACCAAACAGCCUUUGUUAUUGUCCAGCAUUAUUGAGGACAACAUGUUUGAUCUAACAACAGGAUGUCUUAUUCAAUCUGGCAUCAGUUUAACUUUACAAGAUGCUGUGUUGAAAGGAAUUAUAUUUGAUCAGUUAAAGCCUUCAGAAUUAAAUAAUGAAUUGGAAAAGACAAAAAAGGCAUUUCCUGAUGUCAUUUCAAAAGGAAUGGCACUUGACAAUGGGCACGGUGUGAUGCCAAAUAAUUUCCAAAAUGGUCUAGAAACUUCACAAGUUGCACCUCAGAUAUUCUUUCCAGUUUCAAAUGGCGUUUCAUCAAACUUUGUUCACACCAUUCAAGAUACACCUUCUAUUGAACAAAACCCAUCAUUGGACAACAGCUCUCUACAUUCUCCAGAAACUUUGCAAAGUAAACUUUCUAAUGUGCCAACUCCAUUGUUGAAUGAUAAUUUACCAAAAAGUAAAGAAUUGUUGCAAGAUGCAAGUGCUAUGUCAAAGAAUCCAAAAUCUAUGACAUUUGCUGAAUCACAACUUAAGCCAGAAAACAUUUCCAUAGGAAAUGCAGUUAAUAAUGCAGAAGUGGCGCCAUUAAAAAGUAUUUCAAACUCCUCGCAACAGGCCUUGCUGAAUCCUACUUUCACAGUUGAUGUUAAGCAUCCAGAUUUAGAGAACUCUUCAUCGAAUAUACAAGAAUUGUUUCAAAAUCCACAUUCUGAAGGAGUUGCAGUAAAUGAAGCCAAUUCUAUUGCACUUCCUAAGAAUCCUGUUGGCGGUCAAGAAACUUUGCAGGAUGCUUUUUCUAAAGGAACAGUACUUGACCAGUCAUCACAGCAAGCCACAGUUCCCAGAAGAACUGGAUCAAAAGAAGAAGCAUCUCCAAGACUACCUGAUAGUUUACCAAGAAACCCAGAAAAUCAACAGGUUAAACUUUCUGAAGGAAUACAACUUAAUAAGGAUUUACUUGAUACUUACCAAAAAGACCAAGAAAUGACCCAAAUCUCAAAUUCUGUUCCAAAUAUUUCUGAUAAAGCAGACUUGACAGCAUUUCCUAAUAUUGGCCCAAAGAAUCAAAAGCAAACACAAGAUUCGGCUUGUAAAGAAACAGGAGGAAUAACAACACUCGAUAGUUCAUUAGGGAUGCAGGAAGCUUUCCAUCCUGUGGCUUCCAAAAACACUGUAUUUAAUGAGGUACUAGACACAUCACUGUCUGUUAAUACAUUAAAGAAUCAGCCAACACUGCAAGACUCGACCUCCUUAAGAACUGUUUCUGAUAAGGUUGAAUGUAUAGGAAUGUCUGAAAGUUCGAGAGACGAGCAAACUUUACAGAAUGCAACUGCUAUAAAAACUGUAUCCAAGAAGGUAGAAAGUGCAGAUGUGUCUGAUAGCAUAUUAACAGAUCAUGGAACCAUCCAAAACACGACACCAGCAAGGAUUUUGUGUGAUAUAGAAGAAUACACAGAAGGGGCCGAUACUUGCAUUAGAACUCAAGAAUUCCUUACAGUUUUUAAAGAAGUUAUAGUGAAAGACUCUCUCUCUAAAAUGCAACCUCUCAAAUACCUAAAAGAACCAGAAACUUGGCAGGAUGAACUUAAAAGAAAUGUCUUUAAUAAGGGUGAGUCUACAACACCACCUUGUGGUUCUUCAAGGAAUCAAGAAAGUUUGCCAUGUACAACAUCAAUAGGAACUGAUUCUGAUAAAACUGAUUCUGCGUCCUUGUCUGAUAAUUUCUUGAGAGAUCAGAGAACUGAGAAAGAAACCAUUUCUAAUGGAAUUUUAUUGGACAGUAAAAGUUUUGUUGAACCAGAGAAUAAAGUAGUUGUGGCUGAUGAUAUGAAAAUGCUUCCUGAUGAAAGGGCAAAUUCUAAAAGUACCUUAAUUCUGCAGGAAAUGAAGCCUGAAUUGUGCAGUUUGUCUUUAAUUAAAAAUUCUUCAGCAUCUGAUGAAAAGAUCAUGCUGAAUAAAGUACCGAAAUUCAUACCCCAGAAUAUUUCAGUGAGCAGUGAUGUGUCCAAUGUCCUAGCGUCUGCCACAGAGCAACCAUUACAAAGUCCCAUAUUACUCUAUAACCCAGAACUUUCUCAACUGAUGUUGCCAUUAAAUUUGAAGUGUUCUAAACCUGAAGCAACUUUGAAUGAUUAUCUUGACAAAGGUUUGUAUCAACCCGAGACAGGGUUUUUAAUAGACCCCAACACUGGUAACUCUAUGACAAUACUGAAUGCUUUGAAACUAGAACUUUUGAAUCCUUUAGCUGAUGAGAUUUUGUGUCCUCAGACUCGAGAAACUAUGAACAUCCUUGUUGCCAAUUCAAUUGGCCUUUUAUCAUUGGAGAAAGGUAAAUUUAAACACCCUGUGUCUAAUGAAGUUAUGAACCUUUAUGAUGCCAAAAAGAAGGGGUGGAUUUCAAAGGAGGAUAAAGGGUUAAAGGCUCAAAAUGCUGAUCUAAGCCAUUCUACAAAUUCCAGUAUGUCUGCAGGUGAUAAAACUAACAACACUUAUUCUGAUUUGAAUAAUUCUGAGAUAGAAAAUAUGAAACUAGAAGAGGCUUUUGCUUCUGGAAUGCUAAGUCGAUCAAAUUCUCAAGUGAUUGACCCUGAUACUGUGCAAUCAAUUACUCUAAGAAGAGCUGCUAGUUUGGGUCUUAUUGAUAUCAAAACUGGUAUAUUUAAAAACCCACAGACAGGGCAGUGCAUGAGUUUGGCUGAAGCCCUUCACCAAGGUUUCAUCAUUAGUCCAAGUGGACUGACCCUAUACAGUGCUGUUGAUCAGGCUCUUUAUGAUAAAGAGCUUGGGCUUUUCUGUGACCCUUACUCUGGAAAACACAAUGAUCUCGCUACUGUUGUUCAAAAUGGUUUGAUCACAGCCAGUUGUAUGGAAAUUCGAGACCUUAAUCAGGAUUCCAUCAUAAAUCUUCAAGAAGCUAUCAAAAGAGGUAUAAUCGAUCCUCAUAAGGGAACUUAUAUUACUCCAGGGGAUCACAAAAAGCUGGACUUCAUUGAAGCAAUAGCAGCAGGAUUAAUAGUGAGCAACAGCACACGAGAAGGGUUGAAAGAUUCUAAUAAUGCAGACUUCACAGAAACAACCUCAUCAGAAGCGGAGCCGAUUCUUUCAGUUGAUUCAAACCAAACUUCUCAGGGAACACCUGAGAAUGCUGCUAAACCCUAUUUGGAAAACAACCUGCCACAGAAACCCCUUGAAAGGGUUUCUCACUCAGAUAAUAAGGAUAAACAACUUCCUCUGAAUGGUUUACCUUCACAUACAGACAAGAAUAUGGCGGAAUCAUUUGAAACUACAGUACCUUCCAAACAAACUUCAGAUAUUCUGCAUACAGAAGAAUUUGCUGAAAAUCCAGAAUUUAAGAAACCAAUAAAUGAUGCCACAAAAGAAGCAAUACAAUUGUCUCUUCCUGAUGGUCUGCCUGAAAGUGGAUUGUCUGCCUCUCUGUCGCCGGUGUCAUCUAACAGAAUAGAAACUGUUGUUCCAUCUGCUAUUCAGUCCUCUCCAGAUUUCUCAGCAGAUAAAACUAACCAAAUGCCAUUUACUGACAAACCCCACCCUCAGCCAACUGAACCAAUACAAUUAACAGAUUCUAAGCAAACUAGCAGCAAUAAGGAACCUAACCUUCUUGCAAAUAAGACGGAAAACAAUGUAUUCCUGAGAGAGAAAAAAGAUGUCAAACCACGACCAAAUUCUUGGAAUCAGUUUUGGCAACAGUCUAGCUGUAAGGGUCGUCUUCCAGACUCUUACGACAGACUUCUGCAAGAACUAAACUCUGAACUGAAUUGGUUUACUGAUGCUGAACAACUGCUUAAAGAAGACUCUGCAGUUAGUUGCAACAUUAAGGAAUUGACUGGACAGCGAGAUGCACAAAAGACGCAUCAUGCAGAAAUCCUUGACCACCAACAACCAGUACUUUCUCUUGUCUUCCAAGCUGAACAAAUCUUGGAACACUACCAAGAAGAAAUUACUCCAGAGCAAGUUGAUGCACUAAAAACCAUUUCUGUGUCCCUUAAAGACCUAAUGGAAAAGGUGUUGAGAACUUCUGGAAACCGACUAAAACAUCUUGAAAGUGCAACAGAACAGCUUGGAAAGUUUGAGGAUGAACUGACCAAAUUUAAGGACUGGAUGACUUCUGCUGAGAACACCAUUGAUGAAGUUGUGCUUGAAGACAUUGAUUCCUUGAAGUCUGUUGUGGAAAAACACAAGAGCUUCUCCAAUGACAUCAUUGCACACCAAGCUGACCUGCGCUUUAUGUCCAUGGCGGUUCAGAAAUACAUUGAAGAGGCAAAGUUUCAUAAACUGGAGUUGGAUGCCUUUAAAGCUGACAAACAAAAGCCGACGCGAUUAAGUCGUAUCAGUAUGGAUACAUUAGAGGCUGAAUCUGUGAAAGAUAAACUGAAAGAAUCGUCUGACCGUUACCAAGACCUCAAGAGCAAAUGCAAUUCACUUUGUGACAAACUAAAUGAAGUUUCGGACAAACAAGGAGAGUUCCACCUCCAGAGCAACAAACUGCUGACAUCAAUAAACACUGCUGAGGAGAAACUUGAAGAAGCAUUACAAGAACCUCUUUCAACCGAUCCAGAAGAGCUGAAGGCUCAACUUGAUCAAAUGAAGGCAAUGAGCAAUGAAACCAUUGCCUAUCAAUCGCAGAUCACCGACUUAGAGGUUUGCGGCAAACAACUGAUUUCCUGUUUAAAUCAGUUCAAUACAGAACCAGAACAAAUACAAAAAGUUGACGAAAUAAUCCGGGAGAUUUCGUUCCGUUGUGCGUCACUGAGUGAUGACAUCAACAGUCGGUACAACACCUUACAAAUGGCUCUAACUAAAUCCCAGGAUGUCAAAGAAGCUAUAGAAAGUCUCCUAAAUUGGUUGAGAGAUGUUGAAGGCUCCCUUGUGAACCAAAGACCAAUCAGUUUGUAUCGAGAUAAUCUUCUUGAACAGAUCAAUGAGAUCAAGGUGAUUGAGACGGAUAUAGACAGUCAUAAACCAAGUGUGGAUGCUGUUCAGCUAAGUGCAAAUGAAUUAAUGAAGUCGUGUGAUCUUGACAUGGCUAAAAAUGUAGAAAAGAAAAUAGGUGCUCUUAAUUCACGAUUCCUUGCACUCACUAAAAAAGUUGAGGGCCGAAGUAGCAACCUCCAAGAGAUAUUUGAAGAACUUAGUAAUUUCCACCAAGAACUCCAAGUGACAAAUGAUUGGUUAGCCAGCAGUAGCGACAUGUUGGAAUCUAAAGAACUGACUCGAUUACCGAUGCCUUUGUUUAAACAAAGGGUUGAUAUUGUAUCAACUGAAUGCAAAAGUAAAAAGCAGCCGAUAAAAGAUUUGAUAGGUUCUGGUAAAAAACUGAUUGCUGAUCCAAGGACUGGAGAAUCGUCAUCUCUGGAAGAGUGCAUUGCCACUUUGGAACGUAACUGGACAGAUUUUGACUUGUUGCUUGCUAUGAGGGAAAAGGAGGUUGGUUUACGCGAGGAGAAGGGUGAAGAAUUUGAAGUAUUAAAGACAGAGGUGUUAGACUGGCUUGGAACAUUAGAAGUGAAAACGGAUAGCUUGGAACCUACUGCUGUUGCAAUUGAAGAUGUGAAGGAACAAUUGCAAGAUUUACAGCCAAUACUAAAAGAACAUUCCAAUCAACGGAAAAAGAUCAACGAAGUGAACGAUGUAGGAAAUGCUUUAGAUUCUCUUCAGACGAUAGAAAAUACGAGCAGCCCAGUCAGAAGAAGCCGAAAAGCAGCUGGACUCCCAUCACCAAGUAUUCGAAGUCCAUCUCCGGUUAUACCAGUUUCUCCAACUACAAUUGGUAUCAGUCCCAUGUCAAGUGAAUCCAGUGGAGUAAGCAGCAGGAAAAGUUCUUCAGAUAAUUUACUCCUUGAUGAUCUCAGUGAUAUUCAACAACAACUGUUGGAUAUUAACCAACGUUAUGAAAUCCUUGGAGAACGUCUCAGUGAGCGCCAUCUGGAGUUGAACACCACCAUGGAUAACGUCGAGAGUUUCCACCAAGACAUCAAAGAUUUACUCAAUUGGAUCGCUUUGAAAGAAGACAGCCUGAAACAAGACAGAGUGCUGCCAACAAACGAAGCAGAUGCUAAAGAGUCUCUUUCAAACCACGAGGCAUUCCACAAAGAAAUUCUUGGCAAAGAACAUUUGGUUGAAGAAAUAAAAAGAAAAUCUGACAACUUAAUUAAGAGCCAUGAUUCAGUGGAUGGACUGGAAUUUAUUCAAGAACCACUGAACUUGUUAGAAAUGAAAUGGUCCACAUUGAAAACCAAAUCUGAAAAUGAACAGAAAUUACUAGAAGACAUAAUUGCUGAUCUGCGUGAAUUCCGUGAAUCUGGCCAUCAGUUAGAUACAUGGUUAGCUCAGAAGGAAAAGAUGGUUGCUGUUCUUGGGCCUUUAGCUAUCGAUCCUGUUGUUAUCCAAAACCAAAUUGGACAAGUCAAGGUCCUCCAAGAAGAACUGCAUGGACAAGAACCAGUUUAUGAACAUUUCAUUCAAGCUGGUCACUCAAUACUUGACCGAUGUGAACCGGCAUCAAAAGAUGCCCUUGACGUGAGCCAGAGAAUGGAUAUCAUUAGCAAAGCAUGGGAACGGUUGCAGACCCGUCUGAAAGACCGACAGAACAGUUUGACAUCGAUGACUGAUUUGAGUUCAAACUUCCAGGAUACAUUGGGCUCACUUACGCUUUGGUUAACUGAGUUUAAUGAUGUUCUCAAUGCCUUGACUCCAGUCGUUGCUUGUUCAGACAACCAAAACCAAAUGACUAACGAAACAAAGAUGCAUGAAGACCAACUGAAGCAAAGGAAAGGUGAUUUGGAGAAACUGAAGGAGAUCAGCCGUAAACUGGGAGACGCCACAAAAGACAUGUCAAUAAGAACAGAUCUCAAGACUAAACUCUCUGGUGUCGAAAAAUUAUUUCAAGAAGCUGAAAAGAAAUUAUUAUCUCGAAGAAACAGUCUGGAUCUUGCUAACAAAACGAGUCAAAAAUUCACAGUUGACUGCCAAGAAGAAUUAAAUUGGGAAAACGAUUUUGUGGCCAAGUUAGACCUUGUAGAACCAUUGUCUGGUAAAAUGGACAUCCUAAAACAACAACAUCAUCAGGACCAAAUCCUUCAACAGGAAAUAGUUCAGCAUGAACAAUUUGUGCGAGAUUUAGUCGACACGGGGAACAAACUGGUCAAAGAACUGCAAAGCAGCGGAAAUGAUCCAGAGAAGCUGUGCCACCAAGUGGAAGAACUGAAUACUGGAAUGUCUAAGAUCAAAGAGAAGGCCGAGGGUCGGCACCAGAGUAUUCAGGAUAGCAUGAAACAUGGCAAACGGUUCCAAGAACUCCUCAGUAGUUCUUUGUUGACCACAAAAUACAAUGAGGAAAAGUUAGAGAACAUGACCUGUGCCAAGGCUGAGGCUGACGAUGUCAUUAAGAAACUAAAGGAAGCCAGGGCUUUACAAAGCGAUGUUCUGAAAUUGUCAUAUGACCUCGAUGUUCUUAACCGUGAAGCUCAAAUUUUCAUGCAAUGUGUGGAAACUGACCAAGAUGAAGUUCAAAAAGAUGUUGAUGAGAUUAAACGAAGGUCUACAGCCUUGUCAUCCACCAUGGACAAGAAAGUUGAAAAUCUUGAAGAUGUAUCACAGCGCCUGACAGAAUUCAAUGAGGUCAUCGAUGAUGUUGAAAAUACUCUGGGAAAAAUCAACACCAAACUGGAAGAUCACUAUUCUGCUAAUAACGCCAGUAAAGACCCACAACAUAUUGAAAAGAUCCAAGCCCUAAACCAAGAGCUGUAUCCUGUACAAAACCAAAUUGACUACACAAAAGGCAUUCUGAAUGGAUUAUCUUCUGGUGACACCAAAGUCACUAAUCUUGAAAACAUUUCAUCCAAAGUGUCUAAAGCUGAAGACAAACAUUCAUCACUUCGGGAUAACGUUGAAGGUUUGCUAAAAGACAUGCAGUCUGGAUCGCAAACCAUUGACUUGAUCAAGAAUCAAAUGAAGGAUUUGGAUAAUGAGUUGUUAACAAUGGAUUCCCGACUGACUUCAUAUUUACCAGUAGCCAGAGAUAUAGCAGAACUGAAAGAGCAAUGUCAAAAGAUGAAGCUCUUCUCCGUUGAUUUGGCUGCUAAAAAAGACAGAGUAAACCAGCUGAAAGACGAGUGUGAUGACCUCGUAAAAACCGGACUUCUUUCAGACAGUGCAACAUUUACAAACCAGAUUACUGCUCUGUUGAAGUUCUACGACAACCUGGCCGAGAAAUCUAAAGCAUUUGAGACGGAAGCUGUUGACACAUUGAACAAAAUGAACGACAAUGAUGCCAAGCUACAGAAGUUACACAGUGACAUCGACAGAACAUUGGUCUUCCUUCAGUCUGAAGAACCGGUUGGCAGCAGUGUUCCUGUGAUCAAAAAGCAACAGGAACAAAUGAAGCAUUUUGUCAAGAGCAAUCUUGAGCCUCUGCAUGAAAAUCUACAGAAAGUAACCGAAGAGAGUCGCCAGCUGAUCCAGUCAGCUUCUCCUGGUUUGAACACAACUCAAUUGGACAACAAUCUUGAAACAUUGAAUGAGAAAUGGGCUCAGUUGAAAGAGAAGCUGCAGGAAAGAGAGCGAUCACUGGAUGAUGCCUUGUUACAUUCUGGGAAGUUCACCGACACUGUUGAAUCAGUGUUGGAAUGGCUCAAAGAAACUGAAGACAUGAUUAGUAAUCAAAAAGCACCAUCGACUGACUACAAGAUGCUAAAAACCCAAAUUCAAGAUCAGAAAUUUCUCAAGAAACUUUUGGAUGAUCGAGAGGAAGGCAUAAAGUCGGUCGAAGACUCUGGCAAGAAACUUAUGAAAUCUGUUGCUCCAAAAGAGCAGGAACAAAUCAAGAAACAAAUCGAAGAACUGCAAGAACGUUGGAAUAAUCUUGUGUCUACCUCAACUGAACGUAUGAAUGCUUUGGAAAAAAUGGUUGAUGUUGCUAAAGAAUUCCAAGAAUGUUAUGAAUCUUUAACUGCUUGGCUUGAUUCAUGCAAUGCCAAAAUUUCUGUUGUCAAGCCAAAUCCUCAUGAUGUGGACAGUAUGGAAAAAUAUGUUUCGAUGUUAAAGAAAUUAACAGAAGAGUUUCUUGAGCAAGAACCAAAGUUAGAAACCCUGACUGAAAAAGGCAAACAUCUACAGGAAUUUUCGAAGGAUGAAGAUGCUGAUCUGGUGCCUAACCGAGUUUCUGCUACGAUUGAUAGAUACAAUAACUACAAGAAAACAGUAAAUGAUUUGCUGAAACAACUGGAAGAGGCUGUGCCAUUGGCCAAGCAGUUCAAUGAAGCCCACUUUAAAUUUUUAGAGUGGCUUGCAAAUGUUGAACCAGAACUAAGAUCCAAAGAGCUUGCUGGUCAAGAGGUUGAAAGUCACAUUAAAAAACUGGAAGAGCAGCUAUCUGUGGCCCAGCCAUUGUUGAAUGUUAUCAGCACCCAGGGUAGUAAACUUGGUGACCUCCUACCUGAAGAAGCCUGUGCACGCCUCACAGAUAUUGCAAAUAAAGACAGCCAUCGGUUUGAGGCCCUCAGUGAACAGAUAAAUUCCAAAGCAGAAAAGAUACGUCUUUCUCGACAGAAAUCUCUCGAGGUUCUGAAUGAGAUUGAUGAAUUGUUGGGUUGGUUUGGUGACACACAGAAUGAAAUGAUUGGAGCUGAUUCAGUUAGCUGUGAAUCUGGGAAAAUUCAAAGCCAACUGGAAGACCAAAAAUUUCUGGAUGCAGAAGUUGGUAGCCAGAAGGACAGAGCCCGAGAUCUUCUAGCUGCGGCUAAAAAACUUCUGCGAGAAAACAAACUGGAUGAAGAGCCAGUGAUCAAAGAAAAGAUGGAGACCCUCAAGACACAGAUCGACACAGUAAUGAAAAUUAAUGCAGACAGGUUAAGCCAGCUUGAGCAAGCUUUACCACUCUCCAAACAUUUCCAUGAAACCCACACCCAGUUGCAAUCCUGGUUCGAAGAGCUUGAACCCUCGCUGUCAGAACUUGAUGUCAUACCUAUUAAUUCUGAACAGUUGAAGCGACAGCAGGAGAAAGCUAAGUUGAUUCGUCAAGAUGUGAUUGAUCACAAACCAUUGAUUGAGAAACUGAACAAAACUGGUUCUGCAUUGAGCAACCUCUGUGGUGAUGAAGAUGCUGAAAGAAUGCAAGAAAUGUUGGAUGAAUCUAAUAAACAUGUGGAACACAUUCGUAACCUUGUGCGCGAACGCUCCAAUUCAAUUGAAGAAGCCCUUCAACAAUCGGCUGAAUUUACUGACAAGCUCGAAGACAUGUUGGAUUGUUUAGCAACCACUGCCCAACAGGUGCAGCAUGCAGAGCCCAUCUCUGCCCAUCCUGAUAAAUUGAAGGAGCAGAUAUCAGAAAAUAUGCACUUGAUUGAAGAUAUGGAGUUGCGGUUGACUGCACUGAAUUCAGUGAAGUUUACUGCCCAAGAAUUAAUCAGUCAAGCAGGUGAUGCUGAAGAUGAAGCUGUCAAUGAUGUGAAACAGAAACUAGACGAGUUAAUCCGACUCUACGACAGCAUUAAAUGCACCACUGAAGAGAGAAGCAAGGCUCUUGAAGAGACCUUGGAUGUAUCUGAGAAGUUUUGGGAAGAUCUAAACAGUCUUAUGAAUACAUUGAAAGAUUUACAAGACAGCUUAUCAAACCAAGAAUUGCCUGGUUUGGAACCAUCCAUUAUUAGAGAACAACAAGAAGAGCUGGAGACUUUGAAAGAAGAUAUCCAAGCCUCGCAAGUUGACUUGGAAGAUGUACACCAGACUGGGGAACAGUUGGUUAAUUUGUGUGGAGAACCAGAUAAGCCAGAGGUGAAGAAAAACAUCGAUGACCUAGACACAAGCCUUGCAACAAUCAAUAACGAAUACAUGAAACGGUCAAGAACUCUGGAGACAACUCUUCAUAAAGUUGUCCACUUCCAUGAUGAACUUUUGACGUUUUUAACUUGGUUGAACACGACAGAGGAGAAAUUCCAGUGUCUGAAACCAAUUGGUAAUGAGUUUGAAGACAUUAAAUCCCAAACUAAGGAAUUAAAGGAAUUUAAAUCCAAUGUUGAUGCAAAACAAGAAGAGGUUGAGAAUCUUAACCAACAAGCUACUGAGUUGUCGAAAGACAGCACCAACGACCAAUCUAUCUAUAUCAAAGAACCAAUUGCCAAUAUGAAUCUACGUUGGGAUAUGCUUAUUGGAAAUAUUGCAGAUCGAGAGCGCCAACUACAAGCAGCUCUCUUGAAUGUGGGACAGUUUGACCAUGCACUCAAUGAAAUCCUAACAUGGCUUUUUAAAACUGGCAAAGCAGUUGACAAUGUUCAACAAUUGUUUGGUGACCCAAGAACCAUUGAGAUGGAACUAUCCAAAUUAAAUGUUCUUCAAAAUGAUAUCCAAGCCCAUCUCCCCAGUGUAGACUCUCUCAAUGAAGUUGGGAAAAAGAUGGUAGCUGCUGAAAAUGAUCUGGAAGUUUCUUCUAUCAAAGGUCGACUGGACAGUUUGAAUUCCAAUUGGGAAGAAUUGUUAGAUAAAAGCUUAAAUAAACGCCAAGAACUUGAAGGAUCUUUGAAAGAGGCCCAGGUUUUUACUGGAGAACUGCAAGACUUACAGGUGCGCCUUGGCGAAAUAGAGAACCUAUUGAUACAGUCUCAUCCAGUUGGUGGUUUACCUGACACGGCAAAGGAUCAACUCGACAAAUUUAUGAACAUUUACGCAGAACUGAAACUGCUUGAUGACAUUGUUACCAAAGUGAAAGUUGAUGGAGAACGAAUUCUAGAAAAGACUGAUGAUACAUCAACGUCAAAGAUUCGCUCCAACUUGCAAGCUGUCCAGCAACAAAAUGACCACAUCAAUGCAAGAGCCGUCGACCGCAAAAAUAAACUGGAGGAAGCGGUUGGUCAUGCCAGUACAUUCCAUGAUGAUUUACACAAAUUUAUUGGUUGGUUGACUGAUACUGAGAAAGAACUGAACAAUCUUCAACCCGUUAGCAGAAUUUUGGAGAAGAUUACUGCACAAAUUGAAGACCAUAAAAGCUUACAAAAGGAUAUUGCUCAAAAUAGAGAAGCUAUGAUACUUUUGGAUAAACGAGGAACCCAUUUGAAGUAUUUUAGUCAAAAACAGGAUGUCAUCCUUAUCAAGAAUCUCUUGUCAAGUGUACAGCAUCGGUGGGAGAAAAUUGUGUCUCGAAGUGCUGAACGCACGCGGCAUUUAGAACGAGGUUAUAAAGAAGCCAGGCAGUUCCAUAAUUUAUGGAAUGAGUUACUUGACUGGCUUAACGAAGCAGAUAAAAUCCUUGAUUCAGACACAUCGAUCAGCAAUGAUCCAGCAAAGAUUAAAGUUCAAAUUGCAAAACACAAGGAAUUUCAAAGAAAUCUGGGCAGCAAGCAACCAGUGUAUGAUACAAUAAAUCGUACCGCUCGUAACUUAAAAGAUCGUUCACCAGUUAGCGAUCAUCCUGCCAUUCAACAAAAACUGAGUGAAUUGAAGGGCAGAUGGAAUACAGUUUGUGGGAAGUCUGUAGCCCGACAAAGAAAUCUAGAAGAGGCUCUACUGUUCUCUGGUCAAUUCAAUGAUGCACUGCAAGCUCUGUUGGACUGGUUAUCAAAAUCUGAACCCAGUUUGUCUGAAGAUCAACCUGUCCAUGGUGAUAUUGAAACUGUUAACAACCUUACAGAAAUACACAAGGCUUUCCAACAAGAAUUGGGUGCCAGAUCUAAGACUGUUUCUUUUGUACGCAAUGCUGCCGAAGAACUGAUAGGAAAAUCCGAAGAAGACACAAGUGAACAGCAAGCACAGUUGAUAGAGCUAACAACUCUAUGGGACCGUAUAUGUACAUUGAGUGUUAACAAACAAGGACGUCUAGAACAAGCUCACAGAAUGGCUGAAGACUUCCAUAAAAAGGCCCAGAGUUUAUUGGAUUGGUUAGCUGAAGCAGAAAGGCAGCUUCGCUAUCAAGGAUCUUUCCCUGAUGAUGAACAGGCUUUGCUGAAGCUGAGGGAUGACCACAAGAAAUUCGAAGAAAAUCUCCUGUCUAAAGAAGCCGAUUUAAGAGAAGCCUUGACCAUUGGUCAAGAAAUAAUUGCCCGUUGCCAUCCUGAUUCCCUGUCCUCACUGAAAAAUUGGCUUUCAGUAUUACGGGCUCGGUGGGAAGAGUUAACCUCCUGGUCCCGGCAACGAGGCUUACGUUUGGCAGAUGGUCUGAAGGUUAUGCGCCAGAACGCAGCCAUUCUUGAAAAUCUGCUUCAAUGGCUGGCUGAUGCUGAAGGUACAUUGUUGAACCAAAACCAAAUGGCUAUACCCGAAAAUCUGGAAGUUAUCAAUCAACUUAUAAAAGAUCAUCAGGACUUACAAGGUGAUAUCUCAUCAAAACAACCAGAAAUUGAUAAAUUAACGAAGACUGAGAAGAGGCGGUUGUCAACGACAGCAGAAUCUUCUCAAAUCCCCAUAUUUAGGAAAACUAGAAAGUCUUUUAGCAAUAUAAGUCGAGACACUGGCCGCCGUACACCAGAUCCUCAAUUCAAAAACCCACGAGUUGGGGCUCUGUUUACCAAAUGGCAGCAAGUGUGGCUUUUGGCUAUGGACCGACAAAGAAAACUACAAGAUGCCCAAGAAUAUAUGAAUGAAGUCGAGAGAAUGAAGAACUUUGACUUUGAUGAUUGGCGGAAACGCUACCUACGUUGGAUGCAUCAUAAUAAGUCGAGAAUUAUGGACUUCUUCAGGCGUCAAGACAAAGACCAUGACGGAAAAGUCACUCGUAAAGAAUUUAUUGAUGGAAUCAUAUCUUCAAAAUUCCCCACAACAAAACUAGAAAUGGAGGCUGUGGCCAAUAUAUUUGAUAAAGAUGAAGAUGGCUACAUAAACUACAAAGAAUUUGUUGCAGCUCUGAGACCCGAUAGGGAUACUGGUAAACCUGCAACAGACUCGGAGAGGAUUCAAGAUGAAGUAAGCAAACAAGUCGGACGAUGUACCUGCGUUACUCAGUUCAGAAUCCACAAAAUUGGUGAAGGAAAAUAUCGGUUUGGUGAUUCACAAAAAUUACGUCUUGUUCGGAUUCUACGGAGCACAGUAAUGGUACGCGUCGGCGGAGGCUGGGUUGCGUUAGAUGAAUUCCUCGUUAAAAACGAUCCCUGCCGAGAAUACUGUUUGGCAGUAAGCUGCUACAACACAGCCAAGAUAAGUUUGAAGAACCAGACUCUGAAGAACAUUUUUUGCAGUAUCUUUACAUUAUCCCCAGAAGAUACAAAAAGACCGUUGAGAAAACUCUCAUUUCCUAAUACAAAAGGAAGGACUAAUUUGGAGCUUCGGGAGCAGUUCAUUUUGGCUCAAGGCGCUGGUCAGUCUGUGACUGGAUUCCUCACCAAGACCCCUCCUGGUAGCCUAUACUCUGGUAGUUCUACAUACUCGGGUACUGCUUCUUUGAGUGGCCGCUCUGCAAGUUCUGCUAGUGGUCACAUUGGAAAGUGUCGAGCCCAUCACCCUAACAACUAUCGACAACGUAUUCGGUCAAAUCCUGACAUUGAGGUUAGACAAAUUAUGGCCCGAUCUGAUGUGGGCAGUCGUUACUCUAGAUAUUCCAAAGGAGCUGGUACCCCUCGUAGCAUGCGUAGUCCUGGUGGAGUGGCAAGUCCAGUGAGUACCACAAGUCGUUGUUCAAGUACAGGCAGUCGGCCACCAAGCCGCACUGGAAGUGAUAUCUCAGAAACAAGCGAACCUGAAGUUUACACGACGGUGCAGACUGAAACUCGGAACUUGGGUGGUCGUAAGCAAACCACAAUGACUUACCAAACACACGUGGUUCCAAGCAGAAGCGGAUCACAUGUGGCUCACUCAAGCUCAUCAUCGGUGACGUCGCUGAGACAUGGUUCGAAGAUUCCGAAACUGAAAAAGAAAUGAACUGCUUCCAAUCAUUCUGUUUCCACUCCAACUGCCAUCAGUCAGGAUUCUGUUGUGGUUUCUGCCAGUAACCUAUUUAUCUAAUAGCAAAGCUUUUUGCACAGCAAUACCAUUCCUUGCAGAAGCUUUCUUGAUAACUAUCGGACUCCCCUUCCCUUAUCUAUUUAUCUCUCUCUCUCCCUCUCACUCAUGCCAUGACCACUAUGGAGUCAACACAAGAUCACAGCCAUAACCCUUACAACCUUAUUUGGCUGCUUAACAUCACCUAAUCUAAUAAUCCCAGCUGUGGCUCUGAUUUUAGUUGUUGUAGCCAUCUUGAUUGCUAUACAGCAUUGGCUAGAGCGCCAGACAUGUCUCUCCCCUAUUUCUGAGAGGUAACUGUCUUCUCUGCUGGCACAAUUGAAACUACAAAGUGUUUCAAAAUUCUUGCCCAACAUCAAAGUUGGAAGAAUUUGGUUUUUUUUAUAUAUUGUGAAUUUUUUUUAAAACUUCAAUCCUGACCUCUGCUUUGUCCAAUGAGUGACAAAUAUAAUAACUGGACCGUCCCUGUCUAAUUUCUUAGACAGAUAGACAAGGCUGCUGUCCUUGUUUGGCCCAAAAAAAAAAACAAAAAAUGAAAAUAUUAUGAAAACAACAAACAAAACAAAGCCGUGUGCCUACACGUACGAUGAAUCUACGUUUGUAGCAAUGUGUAACAAAUUUUAGUGCUUUUUCUAUUUCUCCACAUGAUGUAUAACUGUGAUAAAAUUAGAGGGAGUCGGCGAGCACCAAUCUAACCGUCACUGUAGGAGAAAUUGUUGCCAGUGAUUAUUACAACAGACAGAAAAUUGCUCGUCUGCAACCAUUUUAAUAAUCUUUAAUUUUUUUUUUUUUUUUUUUCCUUUCUUUCUUCUAAAUCAAUCCACAAUAUUUUCAUCUCUGAAACAAACAAACAGGACAAUAAGAAUUUUUUCUUUUUUUCAUUUUUGUUACAUAUAUAUAAUUUUUUUUUUCUUUAAUCAAAUUCUUAUUUAAUACAUUGUUUGAAAAAGUUUAAAAAUUGUUAUUUUCCAUGGGUAACAAAGGGGAAGAUGGGUUGGGGAGGGCAACAAUAUUAUUUUGAUUUGAAAUUUUUGUUUUCAUUCUUAUUUAUGUAUUUAUUUUAUUUAUUCAUUGUUUUUUUUUGGCGCUACCAUUUCGUUUUUGUAUAUUUUUUUUUCUUCCAUAAUCUGUUUUGAAGAAUGUACGUAUUGCGAUGAUGUUCCUUUCUGCUGUUUGAGCAAGUGUAGCAAUAUCAGCAUUGCUAACCACUUCUGCUGGUGGUGUUGCUGUAUUCCUGGCUGUUUCUUCAAUAACAUGAUAGCGAUGCCAUCCAAUGUAUUUUCAAAUUCCUUUUUUUUUGUUAGGUUUUUUUUUCUUAUAUAUAUAUAUAUAUAUUUUGUUGUUUUUGUUUGUGGUUUGUUUUUGUAUUCUUAACGGCUGUUCUUUGUAAAAUUGGUCACCCAUUGCAUUCCACCUCUCGAAUUGCUUGAACAUCUUUCUCCACAAAGCAGCAACACUUGAAAAAAAGAAGAGAAAAAAGACACACGGACACACAUUCACACACACACACACAAUGAACGUGCCAUUUUUGCUGUUUUAUUUCUUUGUUCCAGAGAUGAAUACUAUUUUUGUAUGAAACUCUAAAAAAAUCUAAAUAAAUAAAUCAUCAUAUCUUUGAUUAAAUCUCAAUCUAUGAUGAUAGAAAUGACUAGAAACCAUCACCCAGAUUCAGGAAUAUUUCUAUCGUUUAGCUCUACUCUAGUUGUUUGCUAAUAAUAAUAUUGUAAAUUUAAAGACAAAACAACAAUACUUGUAGAAAAUAGCCAAUGGAAAUGUGUAUGUGUGUAUAUAUAUAUAAAACACUCACUCUGAAUUGGCAAUAUUUUUGCAGAGUAAAAUCUAAGCUUUGCACCAGAUCCUGGUAAAAUAAAGACGCUGGAGCACUUUAAAGCAUUUGUUGAUAAUUUGUAAAAUAUUUUGGUUUUUAUAUAUUAAACUUUUUAAGGGGGAAAAAAAAAGAACAAAAACAACAAUCUCAUUCCAUUUCUAAUUCUGGAAUUAUUCCUUCUUUCAAAGGUAAAAAAAAAAUCUUUUUUUUUUUUGCUCUAUCUGCCGCUCUUGUAGCAAACAAUAAGGUUACGUCUGUAGCAGGAGAGGAAUUGUCUUCUCUGGCUGCAGUGAACGAGUGCAUAAUAACGAUUAUAAUAAUUAAGGAUGUCGAGGAUGAUUGGUGAUGUUGGAGAUGUAACGUUUUUGUCUCGGGAAAUUACAAUAGUGUAUCGAGAGGCCUUUCAAUGUGUACGCUGAACCUCUUUUGUCAAAUAAAACUGAUUGCAUAUAUAAUAAU